CUCUCACGACGUGCAGCAGGAAAUCAAAUGCACACAAUCAAAUUAACGGAACUGCAAAAAGUUCUGCUGCGAAAGAGGAGCGCCGGCGAAGAAAAAAGAAGUCCGCGAGCUGCGUUCAAACACAUCAUUGGCGUUGCUCUUUCCGCCGGUCUCCUCUAGAUUGCAGCACCUAGAGGUCAUCGUCCUUCCAAGCUAAACAAAAGUUCACCCCAAACUCACACUAGGUCUCGACACCUCACUGUCAACAUAACUGGAAUAGCACUGCUUCUUGUUAGUUAUACCGAUUCCAACACCCAAAGGAAGCUGUAGAUAUAAGAAAAUGUCUGACAAAUACUUGAAAGGGAAAAGUAUUGGCUUCGUGGGAGCCGGGAAUAUGGCUUGGGCUAUAUUUCAAAACCUGCUGAAAAAUGAUGCACUCAAUGUGACACAAAUAAUAGUGACAGCUCCAAGCGAACGAAACCUUGGAAAGUGGAAGGAGGCUGGCGCGAAAACCACCACAAAUAACACAGAAAUUUUCAAAACCUGUGACAUCAUAAUUUUGGCCAUGAAACCCCAACAAUUCAAAGGAGACUGGAAAGGGGCUCUGACCUGCUUGAAGCAGUCAAAGGAGCAAAUCUAUCCAAUCUACAUCUCAGUGCUGGCUGGAAUUUCUACCCAGAAUGUCGAAAAAAUUCUAAAAGAAAAGAACUGUGUCGAGUCGACUCCCAGCGUUGUGCGGACAAUGCCAAACACCCCAAUGAUGGUAGGAUUUGGCGCCACCGUCAUUUGUCCUGGGAGCAAUUGCGACAAGAUCUGCAUUGAAACCACCAAGCUGAUCUUUGGAGCCGGAAAUUGCGUGGUGGAAGAGGUGUCGGAGAGCUUGCUUGACGCAGCAGGAACACUUGUUGGAUGCGGUCCUGCGUUUGUUUAUCAGUUCAUUGAGUGCCUGGCUGACGGAGCCGUGGCUCAAGGUGUGCCAAGGGAUCUCGCCAACAGACUGACUGCGCAAAUGGUGAUGGGUGCUGCGAAUAUGGUGCAACAUACUGAAAAGCACCCUGGUUUGCUCAAAGACGAAGUGUGCAGCCCUGGGGGAACCACCAUCGCUGGAAUUCAUGCGCUUAGAAGAGGAAACAAUUUCGGAGUGGCAAUCAUGGACGCGAUUGAAGCCUCUACAACUAAGAGCAAACAACUGAACGACUGAAUCUCAUGAGCUCUACUCAACAUUAAAUUUGUCUUUUUAUCACCGAUGAAACAUAAGUGUGUAGCACCAAAAUGUUGGAAAUAAAUCUGUUCAUGAAACCUA
Messenger RNA from Cloeon dipterum, 1282 nucleotides. RefSeq names its product pyrroline-5-carboxylate reductase 3-like. The record is from RefSeq and is a predicted model, not a curated record. Bases 320 to 1180 code for a protein of 286 amino acids. Gene Ontology annotation, molecular function: pyrroline-5-carboxylate reductase activity. Gene Ontology annotation, biological process: L-proline biosynthetic process. The transcript is spliced from 5 exons. Lineage: Eukaryota; Metazoa; Arthropoda; Insecta; Ephemeroptera; Baetidae.